GGUUUUGGGAGAAUCAAGCAUCUCAGAAACAGAUCGGUUCCUUCAAUAAGAAAAGUCCUGUCUUUUUCGUUCGUAUACUCAGCAACGUCCUUAGGCAUAGCCAAAGAGAUUAGAGCGAGAAAGAGAUACUGAUAGCUAGGAGAGAGAAAGAGAGAGAGAUGUCAACAACUGCCCGAUCGAUUUUGAACCAUGGUGGUAAUUUGUUCGAGGAUCAGCAGUAUCUGAUUCAUACACAGCUGGGUUUCCUUCCCAAUUUCCCGGCAAAUCUGGCCUUUCCUUCUUUGGAUUGCCAUCAAUCUUUGAAGGGCUUCCAUGCUAUGGGUCCUUCGCUUUCAUCCGAAACAGAUUCCACCACUGCAAAUCUAACGGAAACCCUAUUUGCAACCACAGCUCAAAAGCCAAGGCAAGACCUCGCUUCUAGCUUGGGAGGACCGACCCAACUCCUUUCCUUGAACACAUCAAGUGUACUAAAUCCAUGGGCAUGGGGAGAAGUAAGCGAAUGCUUGGGCAAUAAAAGAAGUGGAGGAGAGAAUAGUCAUUGUUUAGGGAUGUCUGCUAUGAAGAUGAAGAAGUUAAAGGGAAGGAGGAAGGUGAGGGAGCCUAGGUUUUGCUUCAAGACCAUGAGCGAUGUGGAUGUCUUGGAUGAUGGCUACAAGUGGAGGAAGUACGGACAGAAGGUCGUCAAGAACACCCAGCACCCCAGAAGCUACUAUCGUUGCACACAAGACAAUUGCCGCGUGAAGAAGAGGGUGGAACGGUUGGCCGAGGAUCCGAGGAUGGUUAUAACCACAUACGAAGGCAGACACGUACACUCUCCCUCCAAUGAUCUCGAAGACUCACAAGCUCCUUCUCAGCUUACUAACUUCUUGUGGUAGCUUCGUGCGUGUUUCUCAAAUUUUCUGCGUUCCAAAAAAGGGGAGAGUGAAAAUUGGCAAUGUAUCUUCUUCUGGCAGUCAUACGCCGGUGUCUCUGAUUCAUUUUCAGUUUUCACUCUUUUUCCAUUCCCAAGUGUAAGGUGUUGUGCUUCUGUAAUUUCCUGGUUUAACUACAUAUAUAUGCAUGUAUUUCCUCUAGUGUUUCUGUUGUCUUUUGUCCCCAUAUUAGAAACCAAUAAUACACCCACCUACAUUGCAGCUAGUAACUUCUGUAAGCUGUCCCAGCUGCCCUCUUCUUAUU
This is a messenger RNA of Neltuma alba, 1176 nucleotides long. Its product is annotated as probable WRKY transcription factor 13. The transcript is spliced from 4 exons. Gene Ontology annotation, biological process: regulation of DNA-templated transcription. Gene Ontology annotation, molecular function: sequence-specific DNA binding; DNA-binding transcription factor activity. The record is from RefSeq and is a predicted model, not a curated record. Bases 159 to 875 code for a protein of 238 amino acids. NCBI's taxonomy places the organism in Eukaryota, Viridiplantae, Streptophyta, Magnoliopsida, Fabales, Fabaceae.